AUGUACCUCUCCUCAGCGCUGGUCGCCACCAGUGCCUUCGCCCUCCAUACCGCAGCCUUCCUUAUACCACUCGAGGUCUCCAAUGCCGUUGAGCUUGGUAGGCCCCCCUUCCUCAAUGGUCCUAGCGAAUUCGAACUCGAUUGCCCUGGAUGUCCUUUCUUUGGCGUCGAGGACACAGCAGAAGUACAAUAUGAUAUCGAGAACAAGAUUCUACUUGACUUCGCUCUAGAUACCACCGACGGCUUGACCAUCAAUGGGGAUGCUCUUCCCACCCCUUUCUCAAAAGAUCCCGUGCUCUCAUUCCGCCUUACCGCCCCUCAAAUUCGAGUGCAAGAUGGACAAAAAACAUCACCCCUCCAUCUGGACUUCGCUUGGGCAGAGCGAGAGCUUAGCCCUUCCAAUCGCAUGCCUAAACAUGGCCAUGGAUUUUCCAUGUUCCAAUUUGAACUGACCAUUACUGCCCUCAAUGGACAUCCAGUCAAGGUCGACACUGUUCUUGUUCACGUCCUGCGUCUCUUCAACAAGAAAACGAAAAUUGUCAAGAUCUCUACAAUCCCCUUCAACGAUACUCCUGGAGCCACCACUUGUGAUACUUCCUCCAAGUGGUCGAUUUGCCGCAUCCGAGCCAUAAUCGCUGCUCGUAUCCAGGCUAUGCUCAAUGCUGCUAAAACACACACCCAAGCCGCCAAAGGAUGGGUCAAGGGUCAAGGCAAAGGCUGCCCCGGCAAAUUUGGUCAUCCAGGAGGUCAUAGAGGUGGCCCACCAUUCAUGCACCAUGAACACGGCCAGGCGAGUCAGGGAGGACACCAUUAUCACCACAAUCACAAUGCUCACAGGUUCGGCCGCUUGCUUCAUCAAGUCCUCCGAUUCUUCGUUAUUCCCGCUCUUCUUGGGGUCAUUGGAGGUUUGAUGGCAAGUGCAAUUGGCAUGCUCGUUGGUCAAUUUCUUGUCUUCUUAUGGAUCCGUUUCCACCGUGGUGGUCGUCGAGGAAAUGUCCGUGCCGUCGAAAUCGUCAUUGAAGAUGAUGAGAAAGACGCAUUGAUCAUCGACGGUGAAAUUAAUCCUCCUCAAUAUGAAGAUGUUGAGGCCUCUGUCGAUGAGGGCGAAAAGAAGUGA
Messenger RNA from Exophiala bonariae, 1116 nucleotides. RefSeq lists its product as uncharacterized. The transcript has 2 exons. NCBI's taxonomy places the organism in Eukaryota, Fungi, Ascomycota, Eurotiomycetes, Chaetothyriales, Herpotrichiellaceae. The coding region runs from base 1 to 1116 and encodes 371 amino acids. The record is from RefSeq and is a predicted model, not a curated record.